AUGAAUGUAUGUGGUAUGCUGAGCGUCAAGUCUAGUGGGCAGUACUACACAUGGAAUAAUAAGCAAGAAGGAAGAGAUAGGGUCUUCUGCAAGUUGGAUAGAGUUCUUAGGAAUGACAAGUGGAAAUCUGAGUGGGUAAAUACUGAAGUUACAAUUCUCCCUGAAGGAGAAUUUGAUCACUAUCCAUUGAAUGCCAUUAAGUACAAUAAGAUGAUUGCAAUCCAGCAAGAGAUGCAUAAUAAGCCUGAAAGUUUGGAGUUGAGAGAGCAGGAACAGGUGCCAAGGCAGGAGUAUAUGGUAGCUCACAUGUGGUGCAAGGCUGAUAAGUUUCUUGAUAUUUUUACACAAUGUUGGCAGCAAACAAUUCAAGGGACUAAGAUGUAUCAGAUUGUGAAGAAGCUGAAGUGCCUAAAAAAAGAUCUUAAAGAGCUAAAUGCCUCUCAAUUUGGAGAUAUGUCUGAACAGAAUGCCAUUAAGUAUAAUAUGAUGAUUGUAAUCCAGCAAGAGAGGCAUAAUAAGCCUGAAAGUUUGGAGUUGAGAGAGCAGGAACAGGUGGCAAGGCAGGAGUAUAUGGUAGCUCACACGAAUUAUGUGCAAUUCCUUGGUCAAAAAGCCAAAGCCAGAUGGCUUAAUGAAGGGGAUGAUAACACCAGGCUAUUUCAUCAAUGUGUGAAGGCUAGAAGAAUCCAAAAUAGGAUAAACACUAUUAGAAGAGAAGAUGGUACAUGGGCAAAUAACUCCAAUGAAGUGGCUUGUGCUUUCCUUGAUUUCUACCAUGGUUUGCUUGGCUCUGAAGGUCAGGUUAGGAAGGUGGAGGGAGAAAUUAUAGCUAAGGGGAAGGUGUUCAAUGCCACACAGAAGCAAGCCUUGGAUCUUAAUUUUAGUGCUUAA
Messenger RNA from Beta vulgaris subsp. vulgaris (sugar beet), 891 nucleotides. RefSeq lists its product as uncharacterized. The record is from RefSeq and is a predicted model, not a curated record. The transcript has 2 exons. NCBI's taxonomy places the organism in Eukaryota, Viridiplantae, Streptophyta, Magnoliopsida, Caryophyllales, Amaranthaceae. The coding region runs from base 1 to 891 and encodes 296 amino acids.